GAACCUCCCAAAAGCUUACUUUGUUUGACCGCCAGCAGCAUUUACCUUUCUGGGGUGGGUGCCCUUAAAUAUCCAUCUACGUACACUCCCUCAAAUCAAAGACACAAGAGCUGAAAAACGAGAAUUCAAACCAAACCACCACGCUUUGAAUUCUUCAAACAACUAGUGUGUCCUGCGUGCUGCCACCAGAUUCUCAGUUUGGAAUUCAAAACCUGCUUCUAAUUUUUUCCACAAUUCAAAGCACCUCAGAGCCUAUAUAUAAGCAAAGGUAGCCACUGUGAUAGACCCAUCUUCUUCAAUCUUCACCAUAACAAAACCAGAGUUAGAUAGAUAUAUAUCUUCAUUCACACAUACAUCACUCUCUGUCUUGAAGCUGAUAGAUAAAUUGUCGCUUCCAAAGACAUGACAUUGAUUUUAAGACCAGAACAUGUGAUCACUCAAAGAAGCCUCUCGUUUGUUAAAGAAAUGGAAGAGCAGAAUCAGAACAACAUGGACCCAGAUGCUGUUGUUGGGAGCAAAACUGAAUUCAAGUGUAAAGCUGUGUCCAUGCUUUCAGUUUCUCUGCCUGAACCAGUGGUUUUCUCUUCCCCUAGACCCGUUUCUGAGCUUGAUGCUGCUGCAACUAAGCUUCAAAAAGUGUACAAGAGUUACCGCACAAGAAGAAACCUUGCUGAUUGUGCCGUGGUGGUGGAGGAGUUGUGGUGGAAAGCGUUGGACUUUGCUGCUCUUAAACGAAGCUCUGUUUCGUUCUUCAAUGUUCAGAAGCCAGCUUCAGCAGUGUCAAGGUGGACAAGGGCCAAGACAAGAGUAGCUAAGGUUGGUAAAGGUUUAUCUAAGGAUGAAAAGGCACAAAAACUAGCACUGCAACAUUGGCUUGAAGCUAUUGACCCACGUCAUCGCUAUGGACACAACCUGCACUUGUAUUAUGAUAUUUGGUUUGAUAGCCAAAGCACUCAACCAUUUUUCUACUGGUUGGAUAUUGGAGAUGGCAAAGAAGUAAAUCUUGAGAAAUGCCCAAGGAACACUCUGCAUCGCCAGUGCAUUAAGUAUCUUGGACCAAAUGAAAGAGAAGAAUAUGAAGUUAUUGUUGAAAAGGGAAAGCUGGUGUUCAGACAGGAUGGGAGGCUUGUGGAUACUGAUGAGAAAUCGAAAUGGAUAUUUGUUCUGAGCACCACAAGGGCCUUGUAUGUGGGGAGAAAACAAAAGGGUACUUUUCAGCACUCUAGCUUUCUUGCUGGGGGUGCAACCACAGCAGCUGGAAGAAUGGUGACCCAUGAGGGUGUUCUUGAGGCUAUUUGGCCAUAUAGUGGUCACUACCACCCAACAGAGGAGAACUUCAAGGAGUUUAUAAGCUUUCUUGAGGAGCACAAUGUAGAUCUCACCAAUGUAAAGAGAUGUGCCAUAGAUGAUGAUACUCCUUCAUUUAUUGCCACUAAUGAAUCACAACAAACUAUGGGUCCUUCAUCAGCAAUUAAUGUGAAUGAUAGCAACAUGGUGACAAUUCAUGAAAAUGAUGAUGGUGGUGUAUUUAACCUAUCCAAGAGGUUGUCUUGCAAGUGGUCCACUGGGGCUGGACCUAGGAUUGGGUGUGUAAGGGACUAUCCUGAACACUUGCAAUCAAGAGCAAUGGAACAAGUCAAUUUGUCCCCAAGACCCACUUCCGCAUUACUCAAUAAACGUUGCCCAAUUCCUUCACCCAGGCCCAGCCCAAAAGUCAGGAUGUCUCCCAGGCUUGCCUACAUGGGAUUGCCCAGCCCAAGAAACCCAAUUCCAGCAACAAACUAAAUGAAACUUCAUUGACAAAAAAAAUAAAGAAGCUUCAUAGUUGACCAUAAAAAUGGAAGCUAUGGUCAUGGCAGGGUAGAGGGCACUUCUUGUGGCGGCAACAAGUAAAUGAUGAGAACAAAGGACUAGUGACUAACAGAGAACACUUCAUUUUUUAAUUACUUUUUAUAAAUCCACAAACCGUUUAUUUCUUCAUUCUUUUAGGAACUUUGUAUUUCUCAUGCUUAAGAGUGACACCAAUUUUCGCCUCUUUUGUUUUUGGGAAGGCAGCUGAAAGAUUCACUUAAUCUUUAUGUAGUACAGUGCAGAUAUUAAAGCAUGACCUCAUUUCUUUGUUUUCAA
Messenger RNA from Lotus japonicus, 2127 nucleotides. RefSeq names its product IQ domain-containing protein IQM1-like. The transcript has 7 exons. The coding region runs from base 403 to 1785 and encodes 460 amino acids. NCBI's taxonomy places the organism in Eukaryota, Viridiplantae, Streptophyta, Magnoliopsida, Fabales, Fabaceae. The record is from RefSeq and is a predicted model, not a curated record.